AUGGCGGCGUCCGCGCGCACAUGCCUGGUGGUGGCAGCGCUGGCGUGCGCGCUAACACUGGCGCUGCGCUCGGCGUCGGCGGACGCGCAGGCGGACGAGGCCCAGAAGCCCAAGUGCGCUCCGGGCGCCGCCACGCCGUGCCGCGUGGGUGCGUUGCGUGAUCCGGAGAACCAGGAGGAGGAGGGCCUGCUCAACGUGAAGGUGCCGAGCAGCGCGGCCGACGAUGACUACAGCGAUCCCGACCAGCCCAAGGACCCCGACCAGUCCGACGGAGAUGACCUCGUUAUCCUCGGCCACUGA
Triticum turgidum subsp. durum (durum wheat) is the source of this 300-nucleotide messenger RNA. The record is from the annotation of a GenBank genome assembly. Lineage: Eukaryota; Viridiplantae; Streptophyta; Magnoliopsida; Poales; Poaceae.